Molecule: messenger RNA, 1186 nt
Organism: Populus nigra (black poplar)
Lineage: Eukaryota; Viridiplantae; Streptophyta; Magnoliopsida; Malpighiales; Salicaceae
Product: protein OSB2, chloroplastic-like
Exons: 6
Coding region: 131-1054 (307 amino acids)
Biological process (GO): mitochondrial DNA replication; positive regulation of helicase activity
Cellular component (GO): mitochondrial nucleoid
Molecular function (GO): single-stranded DNA binding
Source: RefSeq, a predicted model, not a curated record
UUUUUGUUGCAAAACACUAAAACCUUUUAAAAGACUUCCCAUUUGCACAAUCAGGCACUUUCAAAACCCCACCCACCGCUUCAAUGCCACCCAUUACCAUAAGUACUACUAAGACCUAAGAGUUUCAUCAAUGGCUUUAGGGCAAGCACUAGCACUAUCACCAGCAACUAACCUCUUUUUUUCAAUUUCGAACCCCUCCCUCACAAACACCAAAACUCCUGCUUUGUCCCUGAACCCUCUCACCUACUCCUCGAAGAGAUCCCAUUUCCAACGCAGCUUGAAAUGCUCCGUUCAUUAUAGAGAUAACCAGCACAGUCAAGCGGUUACGCAUGCUAAACCGGCUGAGAUUCAAUGGAACAAGGAGCUCUGUAACUCGGUGCACCUCAUCGGGAUCGUUGGGACCCCUGUAGAAAUCAAGCACCUCCCCUCCGGCAAGGUAGUCGCUUGGACACGACUUGCUGUCAAGAAAUCUGCAAAUGACACCUCCUGGAUCAAUUUGACAUUCUGGGAUGAUUUGGCGCAAGUUUCUUCUCAGCAUGUAGAGAAAGGCCACCAAAUAUACGUGUCUGGUCGAUUGAUCACAGAUUCAGUUGAAAAUGAUGAAGGGAAGCUGCAGACCUACUACAAGGUAGUUGUCCAGCAGCUGAAUUUUAUUGAAAGAAGCUCUUCAAGAGGAUUAUAUGACUCCGACUUUAAUAACACGGCAGCUGGUAGUAAGUUUGGUAACAACACUGCAAAUGACAUGGGUUCCAUGGAAGAACGGUGGCAAGCAUUUUUUUCUAAUCCUUUGGAGUGGUGGGAUAACAGGAAAGAUAAGAGGAACCCAAAGUAUCCUGAUUUCAAGCACAAAGACACUGGAGAAGCUUUGUGGGUUGAAGGCAGGUACAAUCCUCCUUGGGUGAAGUCCCAAUUAGCUAUAUUGGACGAACAAAUGGGAUCUCUUCAAGAUCAGGACUCUAGGUUGCAUGAAAGUUCAAUGUCUGGGAUUGAUAUCUGUGGAGGACCGGGCUUGAUUGCUUUGAGUGGGUUUUAUCAAAUCAACCCCCUUUUAUGAUCAGAUUCUGUAUCUACGAUUAUAUUAUAUUCUGUAUCCAUGUUGCUUACUUUAUUUUCUGUAUGGAUCGUUCACAUUCUGUCAUGCAAGGUGGCGCUUCUAAUUAGAACAUACACAAGAAAUUUUCGUUAA